Molecule: messenger RNA, 722 nt
Organism: Camelus dromedarius (Arabian camel)
Lineage: Eukaryota; Metazoa; Chordata; Mammalia; Artiodactyla; Camelidae
Product: oocyte-secreted protein 2
Exons: 4
Coding region: 156-722 (188 amino acids)
Source: RefSeq, a predicted model, not a curated record
GUAAUCAGGAGAGUCUCAGCCGUCAGGUGUUGACACUGUGGCUAGCUAAAGAGGUGGGAAAAUGAAGGCAGCUGAGCACGGGACGCGGCAUAAAAUCACCUACGCCCUCACCACUUCCUGCUUCCUGAGAAGUCCUGUGCCGGGGGUCUGCUCAGAUGAGGGUCUCCCUGGCUUCGGGGAUCUCGUUUCUCCUUGCUGCCUUGAUUUGGCCUUGCGCUGAGAACAUCUAUGUGGAAAUAAGUUGUUCUAUGGACUGGGUGAUGGUCUCUGUUAGCCCGUGUGCAUACAGCAGCAAUCUGUAUAUAUUUGCUGAUGAGUUGUUUCUUGGAUCAGGUUGCCCUGUGACUCGGAUACAAACAUAUGUGUAUGAUUUUAUAUACCCUGUCCAUGACUGUGGGAUCAGGACAAAGGUUGUUUCAGAAGAUACUCUCCUUUUUCAAACAGAGAUGUACUUUAACCCCAGGAAUACACAUUAUGACUGUCAGAAAAUCCCUUUGGAGUGUUCUGCCUCUAGGAAAUCAGUGUGGCUCACACCCGUUUCUACAGAUAAUGAAAUCAAAUUGGAUCCCAGUCCUUUUAUUGCUGACUUUGAGACAACACCAGAGGAGUUAGGAUUAUUAAAUUCUAGUCAAACUGAUUGCAUACUUAAGGAGAAAUUGAAACUUGGAACUGGUAUCAUGAAUUUUGUUGGGAAAACAAUGGUUCUGUACAAAAAUAAUUGA